This is a messenger RNA of Petromyzon marinus (sea lamprey), 11702 nucleotides long. RefSeq names its product PHD finger protein 12 (gene PHF12). Gene Ontology annotation, cellular component: Sin3-type complex; nucleus. Gene Ontology annotation, biological process: negative regulation of transcription by RNA polymerase II. Gene Ontology annotation, molecular function: protein binding; transcription corepressor activity. The record is from RefSeq and is a predicted model, not a curated record. Lineage: Eukaryota; Metazoa; Chordata; Hyperoartia; Petromyzontiformes; Petromyzontidae.
GAUUUGUAAAGGAUCGAUUCUCAAUCUGCGACCCAACCGAUUAAUUGAUUCCUCAGGCAUUGCUGUAAUGUAUGUCAAUAAGCACAUUUUUCGUUCACUUCAUCUUUUUUUCCAGAGCAUUAUGGAAGUCACGCAACUCCAUACUAGGAAAAAAAACCUGUGGUUAACAUGAACAGUAAUAUAAAUAUAAUUAACUUGUAAUAAUUUAAUAUUAUAUCUGACCGGAAAUGGCUACAGAAGACGUCAUCCUUCACAACAAUAUUACUGUACGACUUCUUUCCUUACCGAAGAUGGCCGCCGUUACGCACCGUUUGUCGUCACAUCACGCGAUUGCGUCCAAUCGCGCGCCAGGAUUGCCGGACAUUGACCAAUGGGCGAGCACGCGCUUUUGGCGGGAACCGCGCGCUCGUGAAGCCACGCGGCUGGCGGGGCGUGUCUACGCAUGCGCACUACCGCUAUUGCAAAGUUAGCGCCAACUUGACGCGGCGGUGAUGGAGGAGGAGGCGGCGCGGGGCCGCCGUUAAUAAGCGGCCGUGUUAUCAAGGUCUUUGCAACGACAACAGCAGCGGCAGUAGCGAGGGUGGGAGUGCAGCCAGAGAGAGGGGACGACGAUUCCUUGCGUGCUUCGUGCUCGCCUCAGCCCCCAGCCUUGCCGGCGCGGCCUCCGCAUCUGACGGGAGGCCUAGCGCAGGCUUCCCUGCGGGGAGCUCCAGGCAAGACCGAGGACCCCGCAGGGCCUUGUUUUGUCGCUGCGCCUCGGGACGCCAUGGCGACGCAGGCGGCGAGUAGCGGCAGCGACAGCAGCAGCGGCUGAGUGGCGACCGCUCCGCCGCGUUUCUCGGCCGCUGCGUCUUUUGUUGAGUUAGGGAGCGCGGAGUGAACCCAAACGCAAGUGCAACGCCAGCGCAGGGACUGAGCAGAGGAGGCGCUUGCAGAUUGUUUAUCGGCCGCGGCGAGGAGGGAGGCCACGAUGAUGGAGAAGAUCGUGUACGACCUCGACACGUCGGGAGGGCUCAUGGAGCAAAUCCAAGCGCUGGUGGCACCUCCUAAGAGCGACGAGGAGCACGGCGGGGGCGGCGUGAGUGCCGCCUCGCUCGCUGCCUCACGGAGGCACGAGCGGGAUGCGGCACGACGCACCGGCCGUGCCAACAACCAUGACACCUGCGACAGCUGCCGCGAGGGCGGAGACCUCCUGUGCUGCGACCACUGCCCCGCAUCCUUCCACCUGCAGUGCUGUGACCCACCGCUCAGUGCCGAGAUGCUGCCGUCUGGAGAGUGGAUGUGCCACCGCUGCACCAUGAGGAGAACAAAGAAGGAGGGCAAGUUCAAACCGGGCGGCAAGAGCUGGCUCAUCAACGGCCUCCUGGAAAAGCACUGCAGCAAGCGCCCCUCCGUGCUGCUCACGCCCGUCGACGCCGAGCUCGAGAACGUUAAGCUGCAGGCUCUCCACUCAGCGCGCGCAACGGCAGUAGCCACCACCACCGCCAUGCCCAAGUGGGAAACCUAUGCCGCUCCCACCACCACUGCCGUCGCCAUCUCCGCCGCCUUCGCCGCCGUGUCGCGGCCGCUCUGCGAGCAGCAUAAGCCUGGCGGGCCUUCCUCCUCUUUCACCGAAGCUGGCGGCCACAGGGUGGCGGUCUGCGUCGACAGCAAGCGGGAGGGCUCUAAUUGCACGGCCAAGCCGGGUCUCCGAGCAAACUCGCAGGACGGCGAUGACUUUGCCGCUAUCUCGGCGACAGUAGCGUCGUCGCCGCCCAUCGCGGGGCCUUCGGAGGCGCGGGAUGGGGCAACUGCAGCUGUGGCUGCCCCGACGGUUUCUGUGGCCCCGGCGACUUCAGCUGCAGCCCGACCCCUGACCCCAGCGACGUCCAAGUCGGGCAGCAGCACGCCCACGACGGUGGAGGUGGACGACGGGGACUCGAUCGCGGGAGACGAGGGCAGCGGAGACGACGGAAACGGUGGGACGACGACGAUGCUGAUGGGACAGCUGGAUGAGGAUGGAACCAGGAUGAGCGGUGCCACGUCGAGCAGGGGGAUGGCCGCGACCGCGGCGCCACCCCUCUCCGCCGCGUCGGCUGUGACAACGGCCGUGACGACGCCGGCGGUGGUAAUGACGGUGACGAGGCAAAGAAACCCGUUUGAGAUGCUGGUGGUGGCCGCCACAGAGAGGAACCCGACGCAGUUCCAGUUGCCAUACGAGCUCACUUGCAGCACGCCCUUGCCUGGGACGAGUAAGAAGCGUCGGAAGGAGGAAGCGGGCGGGAAGCACGCACGGCGGUCGCCACACGAGCUGGACACCCACGGUCUGGUGCCUCUGCCGGCGCGACUCUGCUACCUGUGCAGCAGGAGCUGCCGGGUGGCUCCGCUGGUGCAGUGCGACUACUGCGCGCUGCUCUUCCACCAAGACUGCCUAGACCCGCCACUCACCUCGAUGCCCACGGGAAGGUGGAUGUGUCCCAACCACCCCGAGAGCCGGCCGCUGAGCGGGGUGGCGUUGCCCCUGAGUGGGCGCUGCCAGCUCUUCUCGCGGUUUCAGGGCCCCGUGCAGCAGCACACGGUCUCCCUGGGCUUCCUGCGCCGCGUGCACCGCAAGCGCCCACCCAACCGCUCCCCCGCUUCCACCACCGCCACGAUCGCCUCCACGCUCGCCCGCAAGGCCCUCAAGGUUCCGGCUGCCAUCAAAGCUCAUUACGAGCACCGCCCUCCGCUGGGGCCGCCCGCGGGCGUGCGGCAGUGCCAGCUCGUGUGCACGGAGCCGGAGCCGCCCAGUGCCGGGCCUCGCCUCGCUGCUGACCGCGAGCAGGAGGAGUGGCUGCGGAAUGUGCUGGCGCUGCAGUCUAGCAUCGCGCGGCACCUCGCCGCAAAGCAAGCGCCCUCAGCCGUACCCCAUUCGGCGUGCGGCCCGAAUGAGGGAUUGUCGAAGCUCGCGACCUCUGACCCGGCCCUCCCUCGCCUCCACGUGGCCGGUCCCCUUCGGAGCAGAGUGGCGCCGGAAUCAUUGUCAUCAACAUCAUCAUCGCCGCCUUCGGUCACGGACGUGAAACUCCCUUCACUUCUUUCUAGCGACAUGAAGGUGAAGGGAGAGACGGAGCAGGGCCACAGUCCCUCGAGGUCCAAUGGCCCUUCGCUAGGCAGCAAGGAUAGCGGUAGCGGCGGCGCUGGUUGUGACGUGGCUGAAAUGGAUGCGAUGGACUCGUGUUGCGAGUCGUCGGAUUUGGCACAGCACCGAGACCUGGCCGGCCAAACGAAGGCAUGUGGCCUAGGGGUGGAGGGUGGCUGCGGUGUCGUGAAUCACCUUGCGCAUGCAGCGCAUGCGCCGCAAGCACGGUACGGUAGUGCGACGACAGUAGUGCUGGUGGGGGAGAAGGGUGACCGGCGCACUCUCCUACCCGACGGACCCAAGGUGGAACCGGGAGCCCCAGGAGGGACUGGGCCACUUGGGGACCCAACGGGGAGUGGCGAUGCAGCCACGACAGCGCUGACGGCGACAGCGGCCGCCCUUUGCCACCUCAACGCGUCGCUGUUGGCACUUAUGGACGGCAAGACAGGACCCCACUUGCCGGACCUGGAUGAGCGGCUGGUGAGGGUGCUUGCCUGGCAGAGGAUACAGCAGAUUCUGAGCGGUCGCUCCACGCCGCCUGUCAUGACCACCGCCGCCGUUGCUACCGCCACUGUCCCCGCCAUCCCCCGGGCGUCGGACGAUCUCAAGCCCGCGCCGAGCCUCCUAUUCAAGACCCCGGCACUACCCGCGCCAACCGCGAGGAUUGCCGCCCCGGAGGCAGAAGCCGCAGGACCGGCGUUGACGGAGGUGCGAGCACGCGCAGUGCUGAGCUCCGUGGACGGGCGAGGGGAGCCGGUUCGAAUGCGCUACAGGGCCCUGUACAUCGGCACAGGUGCCGACAUGGAUCUCUGCCUGACCAAGUUUGGCCACUGCAAUUACGUUUCUGGAAAGCACGCCUGCAUCUUUUUCGAUGAGAGCACGAGCCAGUAUGAGCUGCUCAACUACAGCGAGCACGGCACGCGUGUGGACGGGGCGCUCUACGGCUGCUCGCUGCUCGAGCCGCGCGGGCCCCCCACGCUGCCCCCCAGCCCGCUCGUGGCGCGAGUUCGCAGCAUCAUCCGCAACAACAAGAAGCCAACAUCCGAGAUCCGCACGAGUGAGGCCGCCGACCUGGGCGUCAUGAGCGCCGACGACUUGCGUCCUUCCGCCGCCAAUCCUUGUGGCUGCUCUCCCCGGCUCGCGCAUCCUCACCCCUGCGGCGGUUGCGACGGCGGCGUCCAACGCUGCCCAUCGAGCGCCGGCCAACGCAGCCCAUCGAGCGCCGGCCGUCCGCCACUUGCCGGCUGGGAGGGGACAGCGCUGCUGAGGCACGGCAGCGACGUGCAGCUGGGCUGCCUGCGCUUCGUGUUCAGCGUGGCCGAGUUCGCUCCUCUUGUCGCCUCCGAGUCGACCGCGCGGAUUGACGCGCGGUCGACUGACGGCACGGCCGCCGUGACAACAGCGACCGCCGGCGCAGCACAGUGUGGAAGUGCGGGGGCGCAGCACAGGACGCUUGGCGGCGGCUUGGACAAGCAGUCGUCCGUGUCGAGGUCCUUCUCCGUUCCCUGAGCACGCCAGUUCCCCCCCCCCCCCCCCAUUACAUUUUUUUUAUUUUGUUUUGGUGGCGUUUUGUAUUGAAUCAUGAUGCCGUUUGUGUGAUCGACCGAGCGACACGCUGGGCCACUGUGCAGUUGCGCAGGAGAGGAGGGCACUUUCGCACGUCCUGUGCCGGGGAUUUAUAGAAAGGAGAGGGGACGGCGCUGCAGGCGUCAGACCCACCUGGCUGCGAACGAGUAGCGCGCACACGCACACGUAUAUAUAGGCACAUGCGUUAGUAAAGUUGUUUGUACGCCUUUGUAUCGUUAUUAUUGUCUUCAGUAAUAUUGUAAUAAUGAUAAUACGACUUUUUACAUUUCUAGUAUCGUCGACGAGCCUGUAUGUUAUUAGCGCCGAGUAGGCAGAAGAUACCAGCUAAUGUAUUUUUGUCUUUCCUGUGCUGUGCAUUGAUGAUUGUAUUUGAGUUUUGUGAUGAAACAUUUUUUUUAUAUAUAUACCAACUGUACUUUUGCCUUCCGGGGAGGGGGAAGUUAAGAGCGCAAACUUUCACUGCCGUCUGACCCCACCUUUGACCUCCCUCUUCACCCUUGACCUCUUCCCCCGACCCACUCUCAGCCUCCCGUCACAGGAAGCUGUUGCUUCAUGACAAUAACAAAGCACGCACCCGCGCUAUUUACGCGUCCUGAGUUUCGUUUUAUAAUGUAUUAAAGACUUUUUUUAUUUUAUUUUAAUACUUGAUGAAGCUGCCGUCUGGGUGCUAGCAUUGUCACUGGGGCUGCUGGCGUGCUCGUGUGUGUGUGUGUACUUGCUCGGUAUCAUCUCGCAAAAGCCGAGGGGAUCCUUUGGAUGAGAACGAGUGCUCCGUGUCGGAUGAGAUGAGGGUUGUAUAUGAGAUGAGAUGCGGGUUGGAUGCUAUGAGGAUCAACCGAAUGAGACGAGGGAUGUGUCAUGACAGGUUUUUCUUUUAUCAGACAGUGUUCUGUAUCGGAUGCAAUGAGAGAGUUCUUUAUUGCAUGAAACGUGUCCAGUCCAACUUCACAUGUCCGUCUUGCUGGGGACUGAGGUGUAGAUGGAUAGGCCGGUUUCGUAGAAAUCUAUAUAAAAUGACGGGCACAAAAUACUGCACUGGGUGUGCACGGUUAAUUGGUCAGGGUGUAUGUGACAGAUGUGGAUGUACUGUCGUAUGUUGGAGGUGAGUCCUGUAUUGGAUGGGAUGAGGUUUAUGUACGAGAUGAUUCUGUAUUGAAUUGGAUCCGGUUUCCCGAGAUGAGAUUAGGGUUCUGUAUUGGAUGAGAUGAGGGUAAUGUAUUGGAUUAUGCAUCCGAUGAGACGAGUUUUGUACCAGACGAGAUGGUGAACAUAACAUUUACAAACUUCUAAGAAUGCAAACGACUACUCGUGCACGGGUCGUUCAUUGAGAAUCGGAGGUGGGAUUGGUGGAUCAUGCAGUGAUUGGAUUAGUGAACUGACUCCAGAAACGAUAUACCCUUCCAAAUGAGCAAUGAGGUGGUGUUUGCAUGAGAUAGUACAGCAAGUAGGUUUACAAUAAGAUACUGAGCGCUUGAGUUUUUAUCGCACUUUAAGAUUCUUGUCACAUACAACUGGGGUGGUGCAGUGCGUUGAGGGCUAAUAUCAGUGGCGAAUAAUAUCUGAACCGGUCCAAGGCACCCCCACCAAUCCACACUGGCCAGAGUGGGGAAGUAAGGCCAAACAAUCAUGACCGAGUGAUCGUGGGUAGGCAUUCAUCCAAUAGUACAUUGACAUAGGAGUGGAACGUAUUUAUUUAACGGUCUAAAAUGCAACCAUUACAAGUCAUUUGAAAACUACGGCAAACAUCCCAAGCAAGAAUUCUGAAUUAUCCUUGACGACUGAUGUGGUUAAUUCAAUGUCUCACAUCACGGUAACACCGUCACAGUGGUGGAGCUGUCGAGUGUGCAGGCGAUACAAUUGCACCGAGGUCCAGGCACCCGGGCUAUGAAGAGGGGAAUACAUUGGACAGGCCCAACGCUGCUCAUUUAUUGCAAUGUGCAUAUUUUAAUAAUAGUAAUCGGCCUCUCCGCAAGGAUGCCUCUCCUGACGUUCAAGAUUUUUAUCGAGAUGCAUGUUUUGUCGGAUGUGCCACGGGAGGUCGUAGAUUCGAUCUGACCCUGACGCCUGUAUAUUUGGAGUUUGCAGGUCUCCUCGUGGUCGCGUGGAUUUUUCUCCCGAGUCCUCUGGGUUUUCCCUCCACAUUUAGAAACAUGCAUUUAGAGUAUUUGGCUGCUAUACGUUUCCACAUGAUGACCCACUUCGUUGAGCUAUCAUUUGUGGCCAUGUAUCUUCUGAAAAAGAGCUAUAUAGCUCGGUGGGCCUUACCUGGUGAAAUAAAUAUAGUUGAGUUUUCUCUGUACGCGCUUGGGAAGACACGAGUGGGGAUAACGGAGACGACGGUAAAAAUGCAUGCAGGCGCUCAAUCGCAGCUAUUCGAAUAGGUCAACCCACUCGCUGUACUGCCUUCUGCUGGUACCCCAGUGGCCCACCCCCAUAGUUGGGUGUCUCGCGCACACGAUCUGCCAACCGCGUGUCCAGGAUCGGUUUACAAGAUCAUGAAAGAGAUGUGCACGGUCUCGCUCCUUUUCAUGGAACUCACUUUUUUUUUAAACGCUCACAAUCUCCAUAUCAUUUCGGUGAGGUUUUUUGUUAAAGCGUCGCGUUUCUGGUUGCGUACGACCGAUAAUUUACCUGCACGUGUGUCCUCGAAAUAAUAUUGGCGCUUGCAUCCUGGCGUGCGCGCGUAAUGGAGUUUUGAGUGGGUUGGGGGGGUGGGAAUGAAUAUCGCAAUUGUGAAGCAAACAAAAAUGAAGAGCGUACAAAGCAAUUCUGUCUAUGUUAUCCACAUCUCCAUGAGGCGCAGAGAAACAUCGCGCGCCGGUGGGGAUCCCGGUUGAAAUAACGCGCCGCGCGGUAACUACUGCAGCUUCGGCUUGCGGUUUCUGGUGGUUUAAGUGGUGUUUUGACCUUGCGUUAAUAUUUCCUUUUUAUGUUUUUGUAUAACGUGAAGAGCAAUAUAAAUAAUACAGGCUUGUAAAUAUGCUACAUUUUUGUCGCUGUGGAAACAAUAGCGAUUCGUUUAAGAAAACCGAUAUUUACUAGCCCGGUAUUUCUUGGACACUUUGUGAAUACCCCCCCACUCCACCCACUUACCACCCGCAAAGGUGACAUUCUCUGAGCCACAUCAAUCCUCGGUUAUGCCGCUCAAUGAGCCCCAUCAUUCCUUCGAUGUCUGUAAAAUUAGUAACAUUUUAUGGGAAGUCAGCAUCGAUUGUGUUGUAGAGCAAUUGACCCACCCCCUCCACCUCAGAGUUUCCACAACUGAUUCUGGGCCACCAAUGGGGAAGGAAUGCUGACUCGGAGAUUAUUUUCACAUGCAGGCACUUUUGGGUGGACAUUUGACAGUGGGGAAAAAAACACUUGAGCACCACAGUUGAUACUUUGGUCGUAAUCUAGAUUUGAAGUUUUCGUGACUGCAGCGAUCCUUUGGUCGUACACUCUUUUUUUUUCCAGCUUUUAAUUGGUGCAGGGAAAUGGCCAAAUUUCCGCUAUACUCUCGAUUUCCUGUGUGCCCACCUGAACAAUGCUCUCUCUGCUAACACAUCACUCAAACUCCGUUUAGUGGUUUUUAUAUGCAACCAAAUGCGGAUAUGAACAUAACCCGUCAGCUCGCGCUGCCAGAUGACAGUGUUAACAUGUGACAUUGUUUUACGUUUCUAGCCACCUGUAGUCACCGCGUACUUGAGACUGAAGCCUCCCCACACCCAGUAGCAGUCCGCACGCAUAGCAGCAGCUCAAGAGACAAUGCAAAAGGGACGAUGGAGGGAGCUGUCAGUGUGGAGGGCCUCCCAAACUCCAGCCCUCGCCGGUCUGGUCCCAACCACAGCCCGGCUUACCGUGUUUACAAUUAUUCGCCGUUUGCGGUGCAAAAUUCGUUUCCGUGAAUAUGGAAAGUAAACGGGAGCGGUGCGGGUCGUAGUGGGCUGGAGUUUGAGACGCCCUAUUUUUCGGGCCAAAGACCUCGCAGCUCCUUUACACUUUCGUGUGUCAUUUCAUUUCUGUCUUGUGGCCACAUGGUGAAUUAAUGGACCCAAAGGGUCUGGCAUAUGAGAUUGUCUUCUCUUACUUUGUUUAAUGUUAUAUUAUUAUUUUUUAAUAAUAGUGAUGAUAAUUACUACGUUGUCGUGGUUGCACCAUUUUAUACGUAUUAUGUGCUCUUGUUGUUUGUGUGGGUUUUUUUGUUAAAGCUAUUGCUAUUAUUAAGGGUUUUUAAACGAUGGUCGUGGAAAGACUCCCAGCAGAAGCGUCGCGUCGUGCAGUGGUUGUCCAGUGUAGCUCGUGUGUGUGUGUGUGCGCGCGCCUUGCCGUGUGCACUACUGGCGUAUGUGUUGUACAUAUGUACAUGUGUACAUACAGGACGUGUUUUGUACACGUACAAUCAUGUGGCGUGUGGAUUGUAGUAUUAUGACCACAUUCGUUGUUAUUAUGAUCAUCAGCAUCAGGGCUUAAUUUCUCAUGGCCCCCAAACCCCCUCGGACACCCCCCUCCCCCUAAUUUCUGGAGCCGAGCCCUAGACAUCACCGGCUGAAAUUAAGCCCUGAUCACCACCAUCUGUGGCUGGCUUUUUCCGUUCAAAAGUAGAUAAUGCAUUUUGAAUACACAACUUUGAGUGGGAUUUCUGAUGCGAUCGAACGAUUUUUAAGCCAGCCCCCCCUCCCCCCCCCGCAAUACACACACGUGUACAUAUGCCAACAUACGUGCUGCACGCGUUUAUAUACGUGUGUGUAUGCGUAUUAAUACACAGGAGGGUCUAUGCACUUUAUAGAGUGUUUAGUGCGUAUGCAAUACAUAUACAGAUUAAGUUACCAGUUCGAACAAACGGGGGGAAGGUCUUGUGUUCAAGGUCAAAUCCCAACUGGGGGUUGACUUAGCCCAUGAUUCCUCCGAUGUCGAUAAAAUUAGUACCACUUUUUGGCUCAGGUCCGCUGAUUGAGACGAGCACCAAUUAAUGCCGUCGCAAUCAUGGAGGCACUUUGACCUAUUUAAAAACAUUUAAUUCAAAUCUGUCUCGUAAAGGGAAUAACUGAAGUUUGUGAACAACAGGUCUCGACGUUGACGAAUUAAUUGAAUUCCUGUUUUGUAAAAGCACAUGUUUACCCUUUUAAAAUUACCUUGCAUCAUUAAUCCGCACUGAUCGGCUGGCGUGGUGAAGUAUGGUCAAACAAAUCGCCCGAUCAUCUACGAACCACACACGGCAUGGGGGCAGGAGUCUCGUCAUCCAGAAGUGGAUUUAUCAAGAGGUUUAACUUAUUGUCGUGACAGUGACCAACGAUGUAGUAGCAAGAGUUCACCUUAACUUACCUAUGUAUAUGUGUGCACACGCACUGUCGCGUUGCGUACGUGGGUGGUCCUGCACGCUAGGGUGGUCGCGAUCUGGCGAUUGUCCAGGAUAAUGUAUCUCUCGAUUUACCUAAAUAUCCCUGGUUACUUUUUAUAUCUCAUUCUCCGAUAAGAAUAGUUGUGAAAUCACAAACAGUAAUUACAUUUUUAAAUAAAUCGCAAUGUCCCAAUGAACCUGGUUGUUUCCUGCACGGACAACUUAAAGUAAACGUAGACUAUUGCCGUGGAUGGUGCAGUUAUUUCUUGGGCACCUGACGGCGUGUACGUUAUAUGAGUGUUAUAGAUUAUAACGUUGCAAUGAUGAGAAGACAUGGCAGGCGUAUGUUGAGUGAAGUGUUGAACUUUGGUAAUCAACCGUUCGGCAAAGCUCAAAAACAGCCGAGUAAGCAUGCCAACGUUGGCAUGUGGUUGGGAUCGCUGGAUCAGCGUUGGCUCAACGUUCAGCGAAUACUGCGAAGACUGCAACAAUAUAAUCUCAAUUACAAAUUCAUGGCAUUCCACAUAUUGUGGAAAUGGAAUAACACCGUAGUUAAGAAUGUGAUGACCCGAAUUUGAUUUCCAGCCACGGCUAGCAUCAGUGGCGAGUGAUUUCUGAACCGUCCCACCUCAACCAUCCGAACUCGCACUGCCCAUCGUGGUGAAGUAUGGUCUUGCAAAUAUUUUUGCUUUGGGGUCGUACUACUCGUUCGGCAAUUGCGAUGUUUCGAUCCACGUGCUGUUCGGUCAUGUCGAACAACACCGUACAAUAUUGGAGAGCCAUACAGGCUACAGCACAACCGCUAAUAACUUACGCAGAAGUCCAGUUGAACAACCACCAUUAUCGACAGAUCGUGUUUGGCGGCAGGCUGGUGGCACAGUGGGAUAACAUUGGUGCCUCAGCAAGAAACGCCUGGGUUCGGAUUUCUGACUGUGGAGUUCGUAAGUUCUCCCAUCUGUUCUGCAUGGGUUCCCUCCAAUAACUAAAAAUGAACAUGGCCAUUCAUCCCAUUGCUGAAAAUAUUACCCGCAAAUUACUGGAUUGGGAUUACGCAGCCACCUCGUGUCCUUACCAUGAAAACUAGAAGGAGCUUCCGAAAAAGAGUUGAAAACUGCGUGAGGAUUUUCAGAAAAAUUAAGCGUUAAAUAACUAAGAUCAUCCAUCCACCAGUGGAUUGGCCAAGGAGCGACUAAAUUGCGUGUUUUUUAACUAUUAUUCACUAUCAUGGGGAUUUUUAUAUAUAUCGCGGCAACCCUCGUGCAAAACGCGUGCGCAAUGGACGAAUGAGCGAGCGAGAGGUGAUGUCACUCAACCGGCCAGCGAGUGGUGCACACGGACGUUGUAUCUGUGAUGUCAGGACGUGCUAAUUAUUAUCGUGCAUACAACGCGUGCCGUUCAUGUAGUUUUGCUAUGAAGGUGUGUCGCGAGUUUCAAAACAGGAAGAGAAAAUAAAAAAAGACCAUUAAAACUUUUUUUUUGUAAGAAAAGAGUACAGUAUAGUAAUAAGAACAUAAAACGCGUACAGUCGCCUUUAACUUGCGGGCGGACCCGGAGGGAAAAGUCAAGUCUCGUACACGGCGCAUGUUUGUGAAGUAACUUUUUUCUAUGUAUGUGUACAAUUGCCGUUUACUGUUUUAUCUUUCACACUUUUAAAGUGUAAAUACUUGGCUUAUAUAAACGUUACAAGUUUUAAUGAAA